Rhodamnia argentea is the source of this 1663-nucleotide messenger RNA. RefSeq lists its product as uncharacterized. Gene Ontology annotation, molecular function: S-adenosylmethionine-dependent methyltransferase activity. The transcript has 6 exons. The record is from RefSeq and is a predicted model, not a curated record. Lineage: Eukaryota; Viridiplantae; Streptophyta; Magnoliopsida; Myrtales; Myrtaceae. The coding region runs from base 209 to 925 and encodes 238 amino acids.
GCUGCUUCUCGCAAGUCAGUCCAGUCACUCCCUUUUCUGAUUCGUUUGGAAAGCGAAAAGGGAUAGAGAGAAAGUGAAGGGGAAAAGCAGCGAGAAAGUGAGAGAAAAGGCGAGAAAAUUCGUUUGAAAAAAUCAUUCCGCCUCUCAAAAUUUCAGCUCAAUUGUUCGGUCUCCUAGGGCGAAAACCCCAGCUGAAGGAAAAAAAGCCAUGAGCAUUCCUUUGCCUGCGAGGCACUUGCUGCCUCUCACCACCACCGCUAUUGAUUGUCCCUCCAAGCCCUUAAGGUCCUUUCACAGCACUGCGGUUGCUGCUGAUUUGAGCGUCUCCUCGCUGGGUUGCUUCAAUCCUUCGAGGAAGAGACCCUCGCUCUCCCAACAGACGUGGCUUUGUGGGAUUAUGAGAAGGGAUCAAGAUGUCAACAAUUCAGACUUUGGAGAGGAGAGUGAAAUGCGGAUACUCGGUCCUGAAGACGAUGCUGGCACUCAAAUUCCAACUCAAGCGCAAUCUCUUGUGGAAGGAUCUGGUGCUGUCAUGGUAUCAGAAUACAAACCAGUUCCCGAAGUUGAUUAUUUGCAGGAGUUAUUGGCCAUUCAACAGCAAGGCCCUCGAGCUAUUGGCUUCUUUGGGACAAGAAACAUGGGAUUCAUGCACCAGGAACUAAUUGAGAUUCUCAGCUAUGCAAUGGUUAUAACUAAAAAUCACAUAUAUACGUCGGGUGCAUCUGGCACUAAUGCGGCAGUCAUCAGAGGUGCUCUAAGAGCAGAAAAGCCAGAGCUGCUGACAGUAAUCUUACCUCAGAGUUUGAAAAAGCAGCCUCCAGAGAGCCAGGAAUUAUUGUCUAAAGUCCAGAAUGUGAUAGAGAAGCCUUAUAAUGACCAUCUACCUUUAAUAGAAGCAAGCAGACCUCAUAAAAGCAGUUGGUAAUGCUUCUACCCAAGUUGUACAUCUACAAUAUUGGAAGUUUUAACUUGUUUCUAUGGUAUCUCCAGUUUCUUCCUGUAGUACAUGCAGUAGCCAGCCUCAUUCUGUACUUCCAUGUUUUGUCAAGAUACUGUGUUAUAGGGUAGUGAAGGGUAUUGGUUGAGAUAUGAAUUAUCUGUUAAAAGCACUGAUUGAGAAUGUCGGUACUAUGGUCUAGGGGACUUGGAGGAGGAUGGAUGCAAUUUAGUAAACAAUUAGAUCAAACACUUGUGCUUUCUUUGAUCCUAUUUGGUGUUCCUUUUCCAUUUGCUUCCAAUAGUUCGACCUACCCAGAAAUACUUAGGUUAGAGCAUGUAUUGUGGUAUAUGUACAAAAUAGACCAGUUGGCAGACUUAUCAAGAGCAGAACUUGCGUUGUCAGCUCUGAAGGCUAGGGCAUUGGAGUUCGAAAUUUCAUUGCCUCACAUAACCAAAUGUUCUUUGCUUAUGUAAAAUUUUAUAUGGUUAAUCAACAUAAUAUAUAUGGUUAGUCGUAGAAAUGCCUGUUAGCUUUUCAGUUGGGCUGCAUGGAUUUCUUUUUGGUUCUGUAUGCUUGCUUGAUAAAUCAAACCCUUUUGAAUGAAUUCUACUAGAUGAACUUUGCACAACUUCGGUUAUUUGUAGACUUGAGGAACUUGUCCAGAUUUUAGUACGCAGUUCAGGCUAUAAUGUUGCUAACUGGAUAUACAUACACCUAUUUCAU